AUGACGAAAUUCAUCUUCGUCACUCUCGUUUUAUGCGCAGUUUUCCUUAGUAAAACUAAUGCUCUUGAUGCUGAUGAUUAUAUAGCUUAUAUUGAGAAACUAAGUCAAGAUGAACAAUUUCUUGAAGAAUAUGCUAAAUGGUCAUUCGAACUUUUCUCUCAACCAGAUUAUCUUUAUGGUGAUAAGCAUAAAAAAUUUCCAUGUUCUACUGCAAAAGAUGCAACUGUUCCAACAUCUGUACAUGCACUUCGACCAAGUGAUAUUAAAUGUAUUGGUGCUAUGGGUGACAGUUUAACCGCUGGUUUAGGUGCUCAUGCACUUACUCCAAUUGGUUUAUUAUUCGAAAAUCGAGGUGUGUCAUGGUCUGUAGGUGGAGAUCAUACAUAUACAAAAAUUCUUUCAUUACCCAAUACAUUAAAACAAUAUACUCCACAACUUGAAGGUUUUUCUACCAAAGUAUCAAUUAUGCUUAUAAAUGGUCAAAAUGCAACAAAUAAUCGACUCAAUGUUGCUAAAUCAGGUGAUCGUUCAACUCAUAUGCCUUAUCAAGCUGAAUUACUUAUGCAACGAUUAAAAAAUGAAGAUUUAUGCGAUUGGAAUAAUGAUUGGAAAGUGAUUACAUUUUUUGUUGGCGGUAAUGAUUUAUGUAGUUUUUGUGAAGAUCCAAAUGUAACUAAACAUACACCAGAAAUGUAUUUAUCUUAUGUUCGUGAUACACUUGAUAAACUAUAUAAUUCACCAUUACCACGUACACUUGUUAAUCUUGUUCUUACACUUGAUGUUCGUAAUGUAAAAGAACUUAAUAGUGGUGGUUUUGUUUGUCAAAUGCUUCAUAAACGAACAUGUCCAUGUGCUGCAUUUCCAACACCAGAACAAGCUAAAACAUUGGCUGAUUAUAUUCCAAGAUAUCAGCAAAUACUUAUUGAUUUAGUUGAAUCAGGUCGUUAUGAAGGUCGUGAUGAUUUUACUGUUGUUAUUCAACCAUUUCUUGCAAAAACUAAAUUACCAUUGAAAGAUAAUCAUAAAAUUGAUUUUAGUUAUUUUGCACCAGAUUGUUUUCACUUUAGUGGUAAAGGUCAUUCACAAGCUGCACUUUCACUUUGGAACAAUAUGCUCGAACCUGUUGGUGGUAAACAAUGGGCUUGGCAUAUGGGUGAAUCAAUGAAAUGUCCUACUGAACAAUAUCCAUAUAUAUUUACUAGCAAGAAUUCAGCAAAAGCUUUAGAAGAAUAUCAACAUUCAACAACAACUACUGAAGUAACUCCAGCUGAUAGUACAAGUGCACGUCAUAAACAUCGUAAACAUCACAAAUCUGAUUCAUAUUCAUUUAGCAGAAUGCAAUUAGCUGCUUUUGCUGGAUCCUUUCUUAUUUUAAUAAUAAUCUUAAUUUUGGCUAUUACCAAACGACAACAAAUACGUGUUAUUAUUCGUAGACCUGGUCGACGUCCUUUAAAUGGCUUUGAAAAUCCACAAGAUCCAGAAGAUACUGAUGAUGUUGCAAUUUGGAAUCGUCCAAAUACAAAAUCAAAUGAUUAUUCCAUCAAUAAUAAUAUGCCAAAAACACAUGGUACACGCAUUUCAUUCGAAUAA
This is a messenger RNA of Adineta steineri, 1590 nucleotides long. The record is from the annotation of a GenBank genome assembly. NCBI's taxonomy places the organism in Eukaryota, Metazoa, Rotifera, Eurotatoria, Adinetida, Adinetidae.